Photinus pyralis (common eastern firefly) is the source of this 6367-nucleotide messenger RNA. RefSeq names its product myosin heavy chain, muscle (gene Mhc). Gene Ontology annotation, cellular component: myosin complex. Gene Ontology annotation, molecular function: ATP binding; actin filament binding; cytoskeletal motor activity. NCBI's taxonomy places the organism in Eukaryota, Metazoa, Arthropoda, Insecta, Coleoptera, Lampyridae. The transcript is spliced from 26 exons. The record is from RefSeq and is a predicted model, not a curated record. Bases 164 to 6001 code for a protein of 1945 amino acids.
CCCGUUCGCCGUUACAUUUUCGGAUCUGGUUGCGAACAUUUAAAUUUCUUGCGGUGCGCCUUGCCUCGUCCAGAACGCCUUUCGAACGUAAGUGCAGCAGCAGGAAGGCUCUUAGGGCUGUUCCGCGUGUCUCUGUAGCCCCAUCAUAUAGAACAAGUUCACCAUGCCGAAGGAAGUGAAAUCUCAGGAGGAUCCCGAUCCUACCCCAUACUUGUUUGUGUCACUCGAGCAGAAACGCAUCGAUCAAACAAAGCCCUAUGACGCCAAAAAAGCUUGCUGGGUGCCAGAUGAUAAGGAGGGUUUCCUUCUUGGUGAAAUUAGGGGAACCAAGGGUGACCUCGUCACCGUUGGAAUUCCUGGAGGAGAGGAAAAGCACUUUAAGAAAGAACAAGUGCAACAGGUCAAUCCUCCCAAAUAUGAGAAAGCGGAAGACAUGUCUAAUUUGACAUAUCUUAACGAUGCUUCAGUAUUGCACAACUUGAAGCAACGUUAUUAUAAUCAACUCAUUUAUACUUACUCCGGCCUUUUCUGCGUUGCUAUUAACCCUUACAAACGUUUCCCCGUCUACACCAACCGUUGCGCGAAGUUAUACCGUGGCAAAAGGCGAAAUGAAGUACCACCACACAUUUUCGCCAUUUCUGACGGUGCCUACGUUAACAUGCUUACGAACCACGAGAAUCAAUCUAUGUUGAUUACUGGUGAAUCUGGAGCCGGAAAGACUGAAAACACGAAAAAGGUAAUCGCGUACUUCGCCACCGUCGGCGCGUCAACGAAGAAAGAUGAAGGAGCGCAAAAGAAGGCCAAUCUUGAAGAUCAAGUCGUACAAACCAAUCCAGUACUUGAAGCCUUUGGUAACGCCAAAACCGUCCGUAAUGACAACUCCUCCCGUUUCGGUAAAUUCAUCCGUAUCCACUUCGGACCGACUGGUAAAUUGGCCGGUGCCGACAUCGAAACCUAUCUGCUGGAAAAGGCCCGUGUCAUCUCCCAACAGCCCUUGGAACGAUCAUACCACAUCUUCUACCAGAUCAUGUCCGGAUCAGUUAAGGGACUUAAAGAGAAUUGUCUUCUGUCUAACAACAUCCACGACUACUUCUUCGUGUCGCAAGGCAAAACCUCAAUUCCAGGAGUGAAUGACGGCGAGGAAGGCGAAGUCACCGACGAAGCUUUCGACAUCUUGGGCUUCACGCAAGAGGAAAAGAAUGACGUUUACAAAAUUACCGCCUCCGUCAUGCACAUGGGCGGUAUGAAGUUCAAGCAGAGAGGUCGCGAGGAGCAAGCCGAGGCUGACGGUCAAGAGGAGGGUGAGCGUAUCGCCAAGCUUUUGGGCGUAGAUACCGCCGCCUUGUACUUGGGUCUCUUGAAGCCAAGGAUUAAAGUAGGCAACGAGUUCGUGACGCAAGGUCGUAAUGUCAACCAGGUCAACUACUCCGUCGGUGCCAUGUCGAAGGCCAUGUUUGACAGGGUCUUCAAGUGGCUCGUCAAGAAGUGUAACGAAACCCUAGACACCAAGCAGAAGAGACAGCACUUUAUCGGCGUACUGGAUAUUGCCGGGUUCGAAAUUUUCGAUUUUAACGGGUUCGAGCAACUUUGCAUCAACUUUACAAAUGAAAAGUUGCAACAGUUCUUUAACCACCACAUGUUCGUUCUCGAACAAGAAGAGUACAAAAGAGAAGGAAUUGAGUGGGCGUUUAUUGAUUUUGGCAUGGAUUUAGUUGCUUGUAUCGAUCUCAUUGAAAAGCCCAUGGGUAUCUUGUCCAUCCUUGAGGAAGAAUCUAUGUUCCCCAAAGCCACCGACAAGACCUUUGAGGAAAAAUUGAACAACAACCACUUGGGCAAAUCGCCCAACUUCCAAAAACCGAAACCACCAAAGCCAGGUCAACAAGCUGCCCACUUCGCCAUCGGCCAUUAUGCUGGAUGCGUACCGUACAACGUCACCGGCUGGUUGGAGAAGAACAAGGAUCCCUUGAACGACACCGUCGUUGAUCUUUUCAAGAAGGGCACCAACAAGCUCUUGGUCGAGAUCUUCGCUGACCAUCCAGGUCAAUCUGGUGGAGCUGAUGCCGGCGGAAAGGGUUCCAAACGUACAAAGGGUUCCGCUUUCCAAACUGUCUCCAGUUUAUACAGGGAACAACUGAACAACUUGAUGACAACGUUGAAGGCAACCCAGCCUCAUUUCGUACGUUGUAUCAUCCCCAAUGAAUUGAAACAGCCAGGUCUAAUCGACUCCCACUUGGUCAUGCACCAGCUGACCUGUAACGGUGUACUUGAAGGUAUCCGUAUUUGCCGCAAAGGUUUCCCCAACAGGAUGGUCUACCCCGACUUCAAACUGCGAUACAAAAUUCUGGUCGCCCAACAAAUAAAAGAUGAUACGUCUCCAGAGAAAGCCGCAAAACUUAUCCUCGACCACGUUGGUCUGGAUUCUGAUCAGUUCCGAUUGGGACAUACUAAGGUCUUCUUCCGUGCCGGUGUCUUGGGUCAGAUGGAAGAAUUACGUGACGACCGCUUGGGCAAGAUCAUGACCUGGUUGCAAUCUUGGGUGCGAGGUUACCUCUCAAGAAAGGAAUUCAAGAGACUGCAAGAGCAAAGACUUGCGUUGCAAGUUGUACAACGCAACUUGCGCAAAUACCUCAAAUUGCGUACCUGGCCAUGGUACAAAUUGUGGCAGAAAGUCAAGCCCCUCCUCAACGUCACCCGCGUUGAAGAUGAAAUUAAGAAACUUGAAGAGAAAGCUGCCAAAGCCCAAGAGGCCUUUGAGCGCGAAGAAAAGGCGAAGAAAGAACUCGAAGCACUUUACGCAAAAUUGUUAGCCGAAAAGACCGACCUCUUGUCCCAACUCGAAAGCGAAAAGGGAUCAUUUGGUGAUGUCCAAGAAAGAGCCAACAAAUUGCAGGCGCAAAAGAGCGAUUUGGAGUCUCAACUUUCCGAAACCCAAGACCGACUUACUCAAGAGGAAGACGCGCGCAACCAACUCUUCCAACAAAAGAAGAAAUUGGAGCAAGAAAUUUCCGGAUUCAAAAAGGACGUUGAAGAUCUCGAGCUUUCAGUCCAGAAAGCCGAACAAGAUCGUGCCUCCAAAGAUCACCAAAUCAGAAACCUUAACGACGAAAUCGCGCACCAGGACGAGCUCAUCAACAAACUCAACAAGGAAAAGAAAUUGCAAGGCGAGAAUGGUCAGAAAUUGUCCGAGGAGCUGCAAGCGGCCGAAGACAAAGUCAACCAUCUCAACAAAGUCAAAGCCAAGUUGGAACAGACCCUAGACGAACUUGAAGAUUCACUGGAACGCGAAAAGAAACUGAGAGGCGACGUUGAAAAGGCCAAACGUAAGGUAGAAGGCGAUCUUAAGCUGACCCAGGAAGCCGUAGCCGACCUCGAACGCAACAAGAAGGAAUUGGAACAGACCAUCCAACGCAAGGACAAGGAAAUCUCAUCCCUCUCGGCCAAACUCGAAGACGAACAAUCCGUUGUCGGCAAAGUACAGAAGCAAAUCAAGGAAUUACAGGCGCGCAUCGAAGAAUUGGAAGAAGAGGUUGAAGCCGAGCGUCAAGCUCGCGCCAAGGCCGAAAAGCAACGCGCCGAUUUGGCCCGCGAAUUGGAGGAGUUGGGCGAACGUCUCGAGGAAGCCGGUGGCGCCACCUCCGCCCAGAUCGAGCUCAACAAGAAACGCGAAGCCGAACUUGCCAAACUCCGCCGCGACCUGGAAGAGACCAACAUUCAACACGAAGGAACGCUCGCCGCCCUCCGCAAGAAGCACAACGAUGCCGUCUCCGAAAUGGGUGAACAGAUCGACCAGCUCAACAAACUCAAGGCAAAGGCUGAGAAGGAAAAGGCUCAAUACUUCGGUGAAUUGAACGAUCUCCGCGCUAAUGUCGACCACUUGGCUAACGAGAAGGCUGCCCAAGAGAAGAUUUCCAAACAACUAGGCCAACAAUUGAAUGACGUACAAGGUAAAUUAGACGAAACCAACCGCACAUUGAACGACUUCGAUGCCGCCAAGAAGAAGCUCUCCAUCGAAAACGGUGACCUCCUCCGUCAAUUGGAAGAAGCCGAAUCGCAAGUGUCACAGCUCAGCAAGAUCAAGGUAUCGCUAACCACUCAACUGGAAGACACCAAGAGAUUGGCUGACGAAGAAGCACGCGAACGCGCUACCCUCCUUGGCAAAUUCCGUAAUCUCGAACACGACUUGGAUAACAUCCGCGAGCAGAUCGAGGAAGAAGCCGAAGCCAAGGCCGACAUUCAGAGACAACUCAGCAAGGCUAACGCCGAUGCCCAAUUGUGGCGCUCUAAAUACGAAUCCGAAGGUGUCGCCCGCUCCGAAGAACUCGAGGAGGCUAAGAGGAAGCUCCAAGCCCGUCUCGCUGAAGCUGAAGAAACCAUCGAAGCGCUCAACCAGAAGGUCGUCGCACUCGAAAAGACCAAGCAGCGUCUUGCCACCGAAGUUGAAGAUUUGCAACUCGAAUGCGACCGUGCCACGGCCAUCGCCAACGCCGCCGAAAAGAAACAGAAGGCAUUCGACAAAAUCAUCGGCGAAUGGAAACUCAAGGUUGACGACCUCGCCGCCGAACUCGACGCGAGCCAAAAGGAAUGCCGCAACUACUCGACCGAAUUGUUCCGUCUCAAGGGCGCCUAUGAGGAAGGUCAAGAACAGCUCGAAGGCGUACGCAGAGAAAACAAGAACUUGGCCGAUGAAGUCAAGGACUUGCUCGACCAAAUCGGCGAAGGUGGACGCAACAUUCACGAAAUUGAGAAGGCGAGAAAGAGGUUAGAGGCCGAAAAGGACGAACUCCAAGCCGCGCUCGAAGAGGCAGAGGCCGCUCUCGAACAAGAAGAGAACAAGGUAUUGCGUAGCCAGCUCGAACUAUCGCAGGUACGCCAAGAAAUUGACCGCCGCAUCCAGGAGAAGGAGGAGGAAUUCGAAAACACACGCAAGAACCACCAACGCGCUCUCGAUUCUAUGCAAGCUUCUCUAGAAGCAGAGGCUAAGGGCAAGGCCGAGGCUCUCCGCAUGAAGAAGAAGUUGGAAGCUGACAUCAACGAACUUGAAAUCGCCUUGGACCACGCCAAUAAGGCUAACGCAGAGGCCCAGAAGACAAUCAAACGCUACCAACAACAAUUGAAGGACACACAAACCGCCCUCGAAGAGGAACAACGCGCUCGCGACGAAGCCCGCGAACAGCUCGGUAUCUCAGAGAGACGCGCCAAUGCCUUACAGAACGAGCUUGAGGAAUCCCGUACAUUACUGGAACAAGCCGACCGCGCCCGUCGCCAAGCCGAACAAGAAUUGGGCGACGCCCACGAGCAACUCAACGAAUUGGCGGCACAAUCCGCAUCGUUAUCCGCGGCGAAGAGGAAGUUAGAAGGUGAAUUGCAGACAUUACACGCCGAUCUCGACGAGCUCCUCAACGAGGCCAAGAACUCCGAAGAAAAGGCGAAGAAGGCCAUGGUCGACGCUGCCAGAUUAGCCGACGAACUCCGCGCUGAACAAGACCACGCACAAACACAAGAAAAACUCCGCAAAGCCCUCGAGACGCAAAUCAAGGACUUGCAGGUGCGACUCGACGAGGCCGAAGCUAACGCCCUUAAAGGUGGCAAGAAGGCGAUCGCCAAACUCGAACAGAGAGUACGAGAGUUGGAGAACGAGCUGGACGGCGAACAAAGACGACACGCCGACGCACAGAAGAACCUCAGGAAAUCAGAGCGCCGCAUCAAGGAGCUCAGCUUCCAGGCCGAGGAGGACCGCAAGAACCACGAACGCAUGCAGGACCUUGUAGACAAACUCCAACAGAAGAUUAAGACGUACAAGAGGCAAAUCGAAGAAGCUGAAGAAAUUGCCGCACUCAAUUUAGCCAAAUUCCGCAAAGCACAACAAGAACUCGAAGAGGCGGAAGAACGCGCCGACAUGGCGGAGCAGGCCAUCACCAAAUUCCGUGCCAAGGGACGCUCAGGAUCCGCCGCACGCGGUGCCAGCCCAGCGCCAACUCGUAAACCGAUCGCACUGGAUUAAACCCCCAAGACCACAGCGCCCAAUACUUGAUGGCUUCGACGACUUCUAAGAAAAUCAAAGCGCUGUGUUAUUAACUAAUAUGGAUGAACGCGGACAGAACACACACUGUCUUAACUAGGCAUAUAAUAUUUAUUUUAUAAUUAUUUUUGUUUUCAAAUUAAUAGUAAUAACGUACUUAUUACAUGAUUCCGUGCCCAUGCGUGAGGGAUUUUGUCAUUCAUUUGGGAAGAGACACGUAACUCCAUCCGUAACAGCCCCAAUAAAUCCUCUCGUUCAUUGACCAUUUAUGUAUUUACCAUAUAAGUACCAUGUAUGUGUGAAAUGUAUGGCUUAAGGCACCAAUAAACACGUCAUAUCGUUACCAUA